Cladocopium goreaui is the source of this 527-nucleotide messenger RNA. NCBI's taxonomy places the organism in Eukaryota, Dinophyceae, Suessiales, Symbiodiniaceae. The record is from the annotation of a GenBank genome assembly.
AGCACUUGCCUAGCGGUCUUCAGGACCUUUGACCGCAAUGGUGACGGCCACAUCAACCGCACCGAGCUUCAAGAAGCACUGAAAUCUGAAUCCUUUAAGGAUUUGGAUUUCAAUCUCUUUCCUGCGAUUGAAGAGGUGUUGGCCUCCGAUCAGGACGGAGAUGUCACGCUGGAUUUUGAAGAGUUCAAGGCCAUGAUGCGAGACUCUUCUAGCGCAGACGUGCAGAAAUUGUCCAGAGAUCGUGUAAAACAAAAGGAUGUUCUGAAGAAGAAGCCGCAGGAUUCUUGGGCACAUAAAGCCUGAACUCGGUAAAGUAGUGAAAGCUUUAGGCAGCAGCAGAAACAGAUAGCGACAGCACUUGCCACAUCCUCGGCCAAAGGCCAGUGAUAGUGGUGGACCGCUGAUGAAAAAGACUGUGCAGCGGCAGAAGGGCACAUGUUCGCGCAAAAGGUUCGGGUCAUUCCAAAAACAACUCUUGAUUUUUGUUUCGCAGGAGUCCUGGAUUUUUUUAUCCAGUGUGAUCCAGU